CUAAAAAGCCCAAAGCCUGUUUAGCCUCGUCGUCUUCCUCUCCUCAGGCAAAAACUAAGCCCACUACUCACUGAGCGGAGUCACAUGGUAACCCCGAAAGGCAGCCAAGCCAAACAAAACCUACACUCAGAAAAAAAAAAAAAAAAAAAAAAACUAAAAAAAGUAAAAUUAAAACUAAAAAAAAUCUCCCACAAAAAUUUUUUUAGAGAGCGAAAGCGAAAAAAAUUACGCAAAGGACUCUUAAUAGAGAGGGACUCGACAACGCGCUCAUGGCUUGCAUUUACCUGGAGGUGUAGUAUUUUAGGGUUAAUUCAUGUCGUUUUGAUUGAGGUCACGACGUUGGGAAAGGGUUCGAAGCUUCAAAACCCUAGGAGAGAGUUAGAGAGGUAGCGAGAGUGUUGAAAAGAGCGGGAACGUUUACAUGCUCCAACGUGCUUUGCCCUAGCUCCCAAUUGUUCGACUCUGUAUCCCAAUUCAGGUAUUGACCAAUAUCAUCCUUUUGCAUCGAUGGGAGCGGCCAGCCUGUAGAUAUUUUGGUAGGGAUGCAUGGAUGUAAGUCAGGAUCUGCUCUCUUAGUAAAUGCUGAGGUUGAUUUCAUGGGAGGGGUUGUUGACGGUGGAAUUGGAACUGGUUUCAAAACCUCUCCGCACAGAGCAGCUAUUGAGAAGGCUCAAGCAGAGCUUAGGCAGGAGUAUGAUGUUCGCCAGGAAAGGAGAAGAGAACUAGAGUUUCUUGAGAAAGGUGGCAAUCCCUUGGAUUUCAAAUUUGGCAAUGCAGCUUCAGUUAGUUUCCAGUCUACUUCUCUUACUGAUCAGCUAGCUGAAAAUUUUGUUACCAGUGAGGCGAAAGGUAGUUUUGCACUGACUGCCUCACCUCAUGGCGAUUCGGUAGAGAGUAGUGGUAGACCAGGGGUUCCUGCAGUUUGUGAACCCCAUAGUGCUGAUAAUCUCUUACUUUUUGAUGGUGAAAAUGAGUUGCCUGAAGGUGAAAGGAAGUCUAUGCAUCUUCGUAGGAGGAAUAAUGUUGUUCCAUCAGAGCAAUCUUCUCAGAUGGAUGGGACUCAAAAUGCAAAGGAAUCAGAAGAUUCUGCUAUUUUUCGCCCAUACGCUCGAAGAAACAGGUCCAAAAUAAAUCGAGAUGGAGCUCGAUCAAGUUCAACAGAUAUGGUUCAGGGUCGAGGUGGUCAUGGCUCAUCUUUAUCUGCUCGUGGAGCAUCAAAGGAUGUGAAGGGUUUGACAUCUGAAACAAAUAACCAAAUGGACAAGAAUAUGCCCUCUGUUAAUGCCACAAAAUCUGCAACUUCAAAUGGUUAUUUGGCUUCAAAGGUGAUAACUUCUGAUAAUCGGUUGAAUAUGGAGUUGGAUGGUGUUCAGGCUGUGGAAGAAACGACUGACCAGUCAAAAGAUGAUCUAUGUGAAAGCAAGGUUGAUGUUACAGUUUCACAAAGCUUUAUAGAUGACCUGCCUAAUGAUCCUGCUCAAGUGGAGGCUCAUAAAACUCCUGUUAAUUUGGCUUCUGAGGAAUCUGAUCUUGUUGGAGGGAAGGAACAGGUAAUUUCAACCGGUCUUGAAUGUCCACCUGGUACAGCUGCAACAAAAGCUGAAAAUGAAACUAGUUCUAAUCAGCUAAAUGGGUUUGGUGAUGCCAAAAUAGAUAGGAAAAGCAUACCAAAUGAAGGGCAAAAUAGCACUGCAGCAACAAGGACGAAGCGAUUGGAUUCAGAGUCCUCUUGCACUCAAAACAGCUUAAGCUUAGAUGUAAAUAAUGAUAAUGAUAAUGAUGUGUGUAUUAAUCCAAAAAAUGUUGAUUCUAAUGGAAAGCCCAUGACAGAGCCAUCAGAAAAUGAGGAGUCACUAAACUUAGCUGUUGGUGAAAUGACAAAAGAAAAGAAUGAGAUCAAGGCUGUUGAUAAUGCUGCUGUCAUUCGUGAUUCUAACACUUCUGUGAAUCAAAAUCACUCUCUUAAUGAUUCUACUGUCAAAGUGGAGGAGGAAAUUAGAUCUGAAUUGCAAAAUGAGGUGAGUUGUCCUUCCAAUAAUGAGGCGCAACCAAGCAAUCAUACUAUAUCAGAAGCUGAUAGGAAAGUUAUUACUGUUCCGGUUGAUAAUUCUAACUCCAACAAGGAAAACUUUUCUGCUAGUAGGCCUCAAGGCACAAUGUAUAACACUAUUUGUGAGAUUCCUGAGACGAUUUUGUCAGGAAGAACCUCAACUGCAAAUGGUGAUACUCAAACUAGUAUGGAUAAUCAUGUGAAAGUGGUGGAUGAGGCACAUGAAGAUUCCAUUUUGGAAGAGGCACGGGUUAUAGAGGCUAAGCGGAAAAGGAUUGCAGAGCUAUCUGUUGGUACCUUACCCUUGGAGAAUUGCCGAAGAUCUCAUUGGGACUUUGUCCUUGAGGAAAUGGCAUGGUUGGCAAAUGAUUUUGCUCAGGAGCGUCUUUGGAAGAUGACUGCUGCCGCUCAAAUAUGUCGACGUGUUGCUUUUACUUCGCGAUUGAAAUUUGACGAACAAAAUCAAUAUUGGAAACUCAAAAAAGUAGCUUUAACCCUUGCUAAUGCUGUCAUGGACUUUUGGCUUUCAGCGGAGGUGCUUCUAAAUAGUAAGGAUGCAAGUCUUGGUCCAAAGAACUGUGGCCAUGAUUUGGUGGGGUCAAGGGCCAAUGAAGUUUCUGAGAACAAGACCGCAGAACUUGAUAUGGAUGCAAACAAGGAGGAGAAGCAGCACACUGGAAAGAACAAUGAACUUGCUAUUUGGGCAUAUGCUCUUAGAUAUUUGAAAUAUAACAGCUCCCCUGUUCCAUCACUUCUAGCUGAAGCACCAGCAACUCCUGACAGGAUAUCUGACUUAGGCAUUAUGGACAUUUCUUGGGAUGAAUACCUAACAGAAGAAAGCCUGUUCUAUGCAGUUCCUUCAGGUGCUAUGGAAACCUACCGAAGAUCUAUUGAAUCAUAUUUGAUACAGACUGAGAAAACUGGGAGUAGUGUGCAAGAGGAGGUUGAAACAUCUGCUUAUGAUGCUGGAGCAGAGUUUGGAUAUGAGGACUUUGUGAAUGAUGAGGAUGAAGGAGAAACAAGUACAUAUUAUUUGCCUGGAGCCUUUGAAGGUAGCAAAUUAUCAAAAUUAAACCAGAAGAAGCGAAAGAUCUCAAUGAGAGCCCAUCCUGCAAGACCAUAUGAAAUGGGUGUUGAUUUGCCAUAUGGAAACUGUGCUCAACAGGCCAUGUUGAUAGGAAAAAGGCCUGUCAAUAGUCUAAAUGGUGGUCCAAUUCCAACGAAACGUGUGCGUACUGGUUCCAGGCAGAGGGUUUUAAGUCCUUUUAGUAGUGCAGCUGCUGCUGGGGGUUUACAGGCUCCGACAAAAACAGAUGCUUCUAGUGGUGAUACUAAUUCUUUUCAGGAUGAUCAGAGUACUUUGCAUGGAGGAUUCCAGACCCAGAAAAGUAUGGAGGUUGAAUCAAUUGGGGACUUUGAAAGGCAGCUUCUGUAUGAUUGUGCAGAAACACCAACAAAACCUAAAAAAAAGCAAAAGGUCAAGAAUCUUGUUUCUGCAUAUGAUCAGGGUUGGCAGCUGGAAUCUACUGUUCACAAUGUACAGAGGGAUUAUUCCAAAAAGAGACCAGAGAGUCAUCAUUUUGAUUCUAAUGGAACCAAUGGUUUAUAUGGGCAACAUAAUGCUAAGAAGCUGAAAAUAAUGAAGCAACAGCCAGAUAACGCUUUUGACAGCACUCCAAGUGGAUCCAUCCCUUCACCAGUAGGGUCCCAAAUGAGUAAUAUGUCCUACCCCAGCAAAAUCAUUAGAUUAUUUCAUGGUCGUGAGAGGGGUAGAAAAGCCAAAACACCUAAGAUGUCUGCUGCUCAGCCCGGUUCUGGUAGUCCAUGGUCACUAUUUGAAGAUCAGGCACUUGUUGUCCUUGUGCAUGACUUGGGUCCAAAUUGGGAGCUUGUAAGUGAUGCCAUCAAUAGUACACUUCAAUUUAAGUGCAUAUUCCACAAGCCUAAAGAAUGUAAGGAACGCCACAAGAGCUUAAUGGAUAGGAGUGGGGAUGGAGCUGACAGUGCUGAUGAUUCAGGGUCUUCCCAGUCAUAUCCAUCGACAUUGCCUGGCAUUCCGAAGGGAAGUGCCAGACAGUUGUUUCAACGUUUGCAAGGGCCGAUGGAAGAGGAUACCCUUAAGUCUCAUUUUGAGAAAAUUAUACUUAUUGGCAAGAAACAGCACCACCGGUGGAGUCAGCAUGAUAACCAGGAUCCGAAGCAGAUAGUGCCAGUCCACAAUUCUCAUGUUAUUGCACUUUCACAAGUCUGCCCGAAUAACCUAAAUGAAGGGGUUCUAACGCCUCUCGAUCUUUGUGAUGCCACUGCAUCAAGCCAAGAUGUUCUACCCCUUGGAUAUCAGGCUUCUCAUGCUGGUGGUUUAGCAAUAUCGAAUCAAGGAGCUGUGGGAUCAAUGCUUCCUGCCUCUGGAGGAAAUUCCUCACUGCUGGGAUCUUCUGGCAUGGUGCUUGGCAGUAAUUUAUCAUCCCCGUCUGCCCCUCUCAAUACAUCUGUGAGGGAUGGUAGAUAUGGUGUUCCAAUAACAUCUUUGCCAGCUGAUGAGCAGCAUAGGACCCCACAAUAUAAUCAAAUGCUAUCUGGCAGGAAUAUUCAGCAGUCCAACUUGUCUCUCCCUGGGGCUGUUUCUGGAUCAGAUCGUGGGGUUCCUAUGCUACCUGGUGCAAAUGGUAUGGGCAUGAUGUGUGGGAUAAAUAGAAGCAUGCCAAUGUCAAGACCAGGCUUCCAAGGAAUGGCAUCAUCAGCAAUGCUGAAUUCUGGCAGCGUGCUCUCCUCCAAUAUGGUGGGAAUCCCAAGCCCUGUAAAUAUGCACUCUGGGCCAGGUUCUGGUCAAGGAAACUCGAUGUUGAGACCUCAUGAUGCCAUGCACAUGAUGCGACCUGCCCAAUAUCUAGUGCAUCAAAGGCAAUUAAUGGUACCUGAGCUCCGAAUGCAGGCUCAAGGGAAUAGCCAGGGAAUUCCUGCUUUCAAUGGGUUGAGUUCUGCUUAUCCUAAUCAAUCAACUGCACCACCUGUUCAGUUGUAUCCAGGCCAUCCCCAGCAGCAGCAGCAGCAGUCCCAUGCAUUAAGCAACUCUCAUCAUGCUCAUCUACAAGGUUCCAAUCAUAGUACUGGGUCACAACAGCAAGCAUAUGCCAUGCGUGUCACUAAAGAAAGGCAAAUGCAGCAGCAUCAACUUCUUAUGCAUCAGCAACAACAGCAGCCAAAGCAAAAGCAACAGUUUGCUACAUCUAGCACUUUGAUGCCACACAUCCAACCUCAGACUCAACUUCCCAUCUCUUCUUCUCUUCAGAAUAGUUCUCAGAUUCAAUCUCAAGCUUCACCUCAGCCAGUAUCACUUCCCCCUCUGACACCGUCUUCACCGAUGACUCCUAUGUCAUUGCAGCACCAACAGAAACAUCACUUGGCCCCUCACGGGCUUGGUAGGAACCCCCAACCUGGUGCUAGUGGGUUGAACAAUCAGAUAGGCAAGCAACGGCAGCGGCAGCCCCAGCCCCCGCAGCAGCAGCAGCAGUUUCAACAGUCUGGCAGGCACCACCCUCACAAUCGGCAACAAACACAGUCUCAACAACAAGCUAAACUUUUGAAGGGAGUGGGAAGAGGGAACAUGCCGGUGCAUCAGAACCUUUCUGUUGAACUUGCUCAUCUGAAUGGCCUUAGCAUGGCCCCUGGCAACCAAGCUGAUGAGAAAGGAGAGCAGAUGGUGCACUUGAUACAAGGUCAGGGGUUGUAUUCUGGGUCUGGUAUGAGCCCUGUCCAACCAUCUAAACCUCUAAUUUCUUCUCAAUCUUCGAAUCAUUCCCAGCCUCAGCAAAAGCUAUUUUCUGGGACAGCAUCGCAUUCUUCAAAGCAACUGCAGCAGAUGGCUUCCCAUUCUGAUAAUAGUUCUCAAGGUCAGGUUUCCACAGUGCCUUCCGGUCAUACACUGUCAACUGUGCAUCAAACCGUGCUGCCAGCAGCUAUUUGUUCAAACCACCAGCAUUUGCAGCUACAAUCACAACCACACCAAAAGCAGGUUAAUCAAAACCAACCUACCGUUCAAAGGAUGCUUCAGCAGAAUCAACAAGUGAAUUCUGAUCCUCCCAGCAAAUCUCAAGCUGAGCCAGCUCAAGGUGACCGACAGCCCAUGAACAAUGCUUCACAGAUGGGUACAACCACAACCAUGGCAAUGCCUCAGGCUGGUAUUGAUUCAGUUAACGACACAGUACCGAUUGUUGCUCCUGUUGGUUCUCAGCGGAAAUCAUCAGAACCAGUGUAUAAUCCUGGUAUGUCAAAUGUGGCUGCUCAAGUGGGAUCCAUAGGGAGCCCUCUUAAAAAGUCAGCCGGUAGCGAUCCAAUACCUUCUGUCAGUCAAGGGUUAGGACAGAGACAAUUAUCAGGUGGCUUACCCCCUCAUGGGAAUAACACUGGGGCACAGUGGCCCCAACAGCCACAGAUACAACCAUCUCCCACGCUGCCACCAUCUCAACAACACUACCAACCACAAGAGCAUUUACAACAAGAUCAGCAUAAUUCACCCCCACAGCAGCUGCCAUUGCAGCAGCAGUCACAACAGCAAACUCUGCAUCUACAAGCAGUACAGGGCAGCUUGUAUCACAGGCCUUCUAAUUCUAAGCUGGAAUGAAGCAAUCUAGUGGAUGCAGCAGUUCCAACAGCGAUAGUUCCUGCUAGGGUUGGGUUUGCAUGCCCUUGUAACAGCAGUGUACAGAUGAAGCUAGUUAUUCCUUUAGGGCAUUGCAAUGUGGAAAGAGGUGGUUGCUAUUUGCAGGUUAGAAAAUUCAUAGAAAAAAUGUUGGGCUUUUUUUUUCUACUUUCUUUUUGGAUUUUGGGGGAUUAUGUAUAUUACCACUGCUGUAGAGUAUUGAGAAGAUGGAGGCAGAUAUAGAGGCAUUUGUACAUAGGUCACAUCUUUUUCCUGUACUUUCUUCCCCUCCUUUUCCAUGGUCUCCCUGCUCAUGUGCAGAGGGACCCUAUUUCUUUUUGCCCCAAUAGAUUAGUGCAAUGUAUUAUUAACCUUUCAGAUUAAGUGGGUAGCAAUCAUUUUUAUGGGCAAAAGCCUUAGGAAAUUUUGUGAAUAUAAGGUUUCUGGUGUACACACUGGUCAGUGGUCUUAGAAUGAUCAGCUUCUCCCACUGCCAUGGGCACCCAAAUUCAACAACCCGUUAAUCGCUGAUCCGUUUCCCUUUCCCUUUCCAUUUCCAUUUUUCAUUCCAGGUGUACUAAAUACUGAUCAAAUCACAAGCCUGUGUUUCUUGCAUGAAGUAUUGUAGUUGUAGGUAAAAAGUUGGUCCUACCUGUUCUGAAGGUUUAACACCCAAAAUUUUGGUGAGAUCUGAAAUGCACUCUGGAUCUUACGAUAAUCUUUGAUUUGAUUUGUUUCAAAUUUCAAUCUCGGAACAAGCCAAUCGUCUUGGGCACUCCAGAAACUGUAUUGCAUCUCAUUCCUGUUUGUUCUUUUGCUUGGCCCUUGCAAAUUUAUCUAAUUAGGUUUCCCUGUUUAACUGAAUUGAACAAUCAUCUGUUUUUGCGUACGCAUGGAUGUUAAAAUAAAGAGUUUCACUUAUACAUACAUACAUACAUACAUACAUACAUAAAUACAUAAAUAAGUAUAGGAGAAUCUUAGAUUCCACAAGUGUUCAAGUAUUCAACUACUAUACUUAAAUAUAUGCAAUACCCAUGAACGUAGAUCGAUGUCCCAGUGAGAAACUUAUUUCAUCUCAUUGAGGGUUGGCUUCUCUUUAGACAUGAGCCCUGAUCAAAUACCUCCCCUAUUGAUGGCAAUACCACCAUAUCACUGCGGCUUUAACCAGAGCUUCAAAUCAAAUGA
Molecule: messenger RNA, 7874 nt
Organism: Durio zibethinus
Lineage: Eukaryota; Viridiplantae; Streptophyta; Magnoliopsida; Malvales; Malvaceae
Product: chromatin modification-related protein EAF1 B-like
Cellular component (GO): NuA4 histone acetyltransferase complex
Source: RefSeq, a predicted model, not a curated record